Colletes gigas is the source of this 3592-nucleotide messenger RNA. RefSeq names its product RNA-binding protein 24-like. The record is from RefSeq and is a predicted model, not a curated record. Lineage: Eukaryota; Metazoa; Arthropoda; Insecta; Hymenoptera; Colletidae. Gene Ontology annotation, molecular function: RNA binding. The transcript has 6 exons. Gene Ontology annotation, cellular component: cytosol. Bases 511 to 1503 code for a protein of 330 amino acids.
UACUCGCACGUGGGCAUUCGUUCGUGUCGGAUGUGUGCGCGCAGGGAAAAUCGCCAAUUGUAAAGACAUCAUCAGUUACCCACGUACGUGUCCGGCAAUAGUGUAACCCGCGGUAAAUUUGCAUAUUAUUGGACGCGAGAAAUUUCGAUAGAAGUUACGUUCGGCGCGAUAACGACUGAAAAACGAAAACUCCCGUCAACGCGAGCAGCUGUUGUCCAUGUGUAUUGUUUUAACUGCGACGUCGAUUUUUAUCGUCGAUUCCUAAACACUGAUAGAGGAGUUUACUGGUGCGAGUACCUUCCUGGUGUUUUUUUCGUUGGGAUUAACUACGAUAUUACAGUGCAUCCAGCAACGACGGUCCAAAGGAACGAGAGAUACUCAAGUGGCCCGGUCGCCUAAAUGCUGCUGAGUCUGUGACGUUGAUUCGAAUUCGUGCCAAGUACCAAAGAAGGUGUCAAAAUUGAGCAAGUAGUCCUUUCAUCCGGCGGUGAUCUCGCCAAAAUUUGGAGGAUGUUGAUGCCUGGUGCCGCUGGUCUCAGUACCGUCGGCACUGUGGGUGCCGUCGGGGCGCCAGGGCCGGACGAGCUAGUCUCGAGUCUGGGCGCUUUGGCUGGCACUACGCCUCAACAGAAGGACACCACAUGGACGAAACUCUUCGUCGGUGGUUUACCUUAUCACACCACCGACAAAAGUCUCAGGGAACAUUUCAACGUGUACGGCGACAUCGAGGAGGCCGUGGUCAUCACCGACAGGCAAACUGGGAAAAGUAGAGGCUAUGGUUUCGUGAUCAUGGGAGACAGACCGGCAGCGGAGAGGGCGUGCAAAGACCCCAACCCCAUAAUCGACGGUCGCAAAGCAAACGUCAACCUGGCGAUUCUUGGAGCUAAGCCCAGGGGUAAUCUACAAGCGACAUUCCCGUUCGCUGCUGGCAUUCGAGCUGGAUACCCCGCGGUUCUUCCCGGCCAAUAUGGGGUGCCACCGGGUUACAUGUAUCAGUCACCAUACCUGGCGACCGCGGCGCCAGGUGGUUUGGUACCGCUUCCGGCAACACAGUUGACCCACGCCGCGGCGAUGGCGGCUGCGUCCCAGUUUUACGAGUAUCAGAACGUCGCGGCAGCGGCCGCCAGUUAUCCGGGGACAUCGUACAAUUUCGCGGAGGCGUAUCCUUAUACCAGCGCCGCCGCGGCUGGUAUGUGUUUGAAAAGUGUCCAGAGCAAGGACAGCAACGGGCUGAUACACCACCAUCAGCAGCACACCGGCAGCAGCCCCGCGGUGCUGGCGCACCAACGAUUGGAGAAAGCUCUCCUGCCGCCCUAUCUGCCCUCCUUGCUACGUAGCAACGCAAAUGCAGCAGCAGCUAGUUACGUGACACCGUAUACGUACGCGGCGCUACCAGGUGCAGCAGGGUUGCCUGCAGCGGCGGCUGCAGCUGCAACGGCGGCGGGCGCCGCGUUCCCUGGUCUACCGUACCAAACAACGCCUCAAGAAGCGAGAUUACAGUAGGACACGUACUCGCCGCCGCGAGGAGAUCAGUGUCGUCGCGAUGGAUCACGGCGGCGUCCAGUUCGCGGCACGAAAACUCGAUCCUCGCCGUAUAAACUUCAAUCCUCGCCUGUCGUCCUUCGCGCGAGUCCGCCGUCUUUGAUCGUCGAGGAUCAAGCGUCGUCAGCCAUUGUUUCAGCUAUUCGAAGUUUCGUUCCGCGUUUUCGCGAGUUCAUUUUGGAAACUGGUGCAGACGGAACGAGCCACGUUUACGGGGGAGCGGCUGCACCGCUCAGGAUCGACGACUCGCAGUUUCUUAACUAACUUAAUCUUUAAUCUUCCCCACCUUAAUCUUCCUUUCCACGUUAUCCUUUUGUAGGGCCGACGUUGGCGUGCUCAGCCAAUUAGUACUUCACGAUACGAGACUCGACGAUUAUUUAUACGUAAAGAAGCACGAAUAGAGGCUUUUCCCCGAUAGACAGACGUUUUUGGGCAGAAUACGAGUUCCCUGUAACGCACCGGAGCCACGAAGAUUGCCCUCGUUGCGAGAGAAACUCGCUCGUUGAAUGUUUAUUAUUUAAUUGUUAACAGAUCGCUGAACGAAUAUCGUAUGUGGCGGUGGUCCGAGACAUUUUUUAAAUCCAAUCGCGAACGAUGUGCUUAGAAAGUAUAGUAGAACUAUUUAUUGGUAUAGGAAUCCCGUCGUCUCUAUGGGACGUUCGUGUCGUUUCCAAAAAUGUUCUAUUCCAUCCAGGGGCAAUCUUUUCAGCUUCUUCGAUAUGUACGUUCGCGGGAUAGAAACGGAUCGAGAAUAGAAAUUUAUAACAGCGCCGUAUAGUAGGUCAGAAUAAUUCGCUCCUUAAUUCGUUUAAUUAAUCUGUACGUUGCAUUUGACUUAAAUUAAAAAAUUGAUGUAAUUCUUUAGAAAUAUUCUAUAAAAACAUUCUUAGUGAGUAAUCGUAAUUACGUAAGAUAGAAUUAGAUUUAUUAAUCAAAAUCUAAAUAUAAUGUUAUUUUCUAUUCCUAACAAAAAAAAUGCAAGGUCUUGUGACUUUGAGCGGCGCUGUUAAUUACGAAUUAGUUCUGGCCCGCUGUACGUCGACACGAAUAGGAAGACUGAUCCGUAUUCAGAAUCGAUAUAUUCUCGCGGAGGAAAAUUGUCGAAGACGCGUUUCUUCCAGUAUUGGCCGGAGAACCGUUCGCGAUUUUGCUACGAUCUUCAUUCUGAAUAUCGGUCGAGGCGAAAACUUCACGUCUACACGUAGGAAUAGAUUGUAAUCCAGCGGUUUCGUCGGGAUAGUUUUCUAUUUUAUGCUUACGGGGGAUUUUCUCCGCGCCCGACGAACCCGAAAGACCACGAAUAAAACGGCCACCGGAGCUUCCGCGCGUAACUCACGGCUCAAGGGAUAAGGAAUUUUCGAUACUCGCGAAACGAGUGUUCCAGGGUGUUAAACGAACGCACAAAGUGUUCUCGAAUCGACGAUUUUUGUGACGCCUGACCGCGAAAACUAAUUGCGGAAUGGAAAUACCGAAGAAACUGAUUUAAUUUGAAAGAACAAACUCUGGUACUUUUCGUAAUAACAACUUCCAUAAAACGAUUGGUGAACGUUUCUACCGUUUGGCACUUUGCUUCUUCGAUACUUCCAUUUUGGAAUUGUUUUCUUGGAACGCUUUGUGCAACGUCGCGAAGAAUGAGAAAGAAAGUUAUAGAAAUCUAUUUCGGCAGGGCAUUGCUUCGUGGAUUUGAUUUUUUUAUUUAGAAGUAUUCUCGAUUAAGAAGUAUUUUCUAUGCGAUUCGUUAGGACGAAUGUCGUAGACGCUUUUAGGCGAAGCAACGACUUGUAAGUAGCGAUGGCCACGCGUUGCAAUCGCGUCGAUGUUGCCUUCGAUGUCGCUCAGCAGCGAAAUCACCAAGUGUCUUAAAGACGAUGCCUUUCUCGCGUGACUUAACGAAAGUUAUCGAAACGAACCAACGUGUUUCGCGGUACUAAUUCAACGAGGACCAACGGACGAACGAAUUGGCUCUUGUUGGUUUUCGAAUACCGAUAGCGAUGAUCGAUCGUAAAAAUUGUAACACCGAUACUUCGACGAUGUCGUGGAUAAAAGUUCG